Fusarium graminearum PH-1 is the source of this 387-nucleotide messenger RNA. RefSeq lists its product as uncharacterized. Bases 1 to 387 code for a protein of 128 amino acids. The record is from RefSeq and is a predicted model, not a curated record. NCBI's taxonomy places the organism in Eukaryota, Fungi, Ascomycota, Sordariomycetes, Hypocreales, Nectriaceae. The transcript has a single exon.
AUGUUCGGAAACCAAAGCCUUGCAAAAAGCGUCCUUUCAUUUGCCCUCUUGGGAAGCAUCCUGGGCAACGUGGUCGUUGGCUUGCCUACCACCCCGACUAGCAAUGGCAAAGAUGAUGAUACCACCAAGGUAGAGCAAACCUUUUUCUCUGUGCAGUGCAUCCGCGGAAGCUGGGGUGAAGCCCAGCGUUGCGGCGCCUGGUAUUCCAGUGCGGGCCGUUUGAACGUCAACAGGACUCGGUGUCCAGCAGGAACCCAGGCGGCUGACGAUGUUUAUUUUGAUUGCUACUGUAUAGGAGAAUGUACCCCUUGUAACGACAGGGCUAAGGCUGAGGCUGAGGCCAGAGUUAAGGCCAAGGAGGAGGUGAAGCCUGAAGCUGAGGGUUAG